Messenger RNA from Echinops telfairi (small Madagascar hedgehog), 3783 nucleotides. It is a transcript of the gene CTNND2, whose product is annotated as catenin delta 2. The coding region runs from base 1 to 3249 and encodes 1082 amino acids. The transcript has 20 exons. Gene Ontology annotation, biological process: cell-cell junction assembly; dendritic spine morphogenesis; cell-cell adhesion. NCBI's taxonomy places the organism in Eukaryota, Metazoa, Chordata, Mammalia, Afrosoricida, Tenrecidae. Gene Ontology annotation, molecular function: cadherin binding. The record is from RefSeq and is a predicted model, not a curated record. Gene Ontology annotation, cellular component: plasma membrane; nucleus; postsynaptic density.
AUGCCUGUCCCGGACCAGCCUUCAUCAGCAUCAGAGAAGACCAGCUCCCUGAGCCCCGGCUUAAACACCUCCAAUGGGGAUGGUUCCGAAACAGAAACCACUUCUGCCAUCCUUGCGUCAGUCAAAGAGCAGGAAUUACAGUUUGAAAGACUGACCCGAGAGCUGGAGGCUGAACGCCAGAUCGUCGCCAGCCAACUGGAGCGAUGCAAGCUGGGGUCGGAGACUGGCAGCAUGAGCAGCAUCAGUUCAGCGGAAGAGCAGUUUCACUGGCAAUCGCAAGAUGGCCAGAAAGACAUCGAAGAUGAACUUACAACAGGGCUUGAACUGGUGGACUCCUGCAUUAGAUCCCUGCAGGAAUCAGGAAUACUGGACCCACAAGAUUAUUCUACAAGUGAAAGGCCCAGCCUGCUCUCCCAGAGUGCACUUCAGCUCAGUUCCAAACCUGAAGGGUCCUUCCAGUAUCCGGCCAGCUACCACAGCAACCAGACCUUGGCCCUGGGAGAGACAGCCCCAGCACAGCUCCCAGCCCGCAGUGCCCACGGCCGGGCCACAGCCCAGAGCUUCAGCCAGUCGCCCAGCCGCCUGGCCAAGUCCUACAGCACCAGCUCGCCCAUCAACAUCGUCGUGUCCUCGGCCGGCCUGUCGCCGAUCCGCGUGACCUCGCCCCCCACCGUGCAGUCCACCAUCUCGUCCUCGCCCAUCCACCAGCUGAGCUCCACCAUCGGCACGUACGCCACCCUGUCGCCCACCAAGCGCCUGGUCCACGCGUCUGAGCCCUACAGCAAGCACUCGCAGGAGCUGUAUGCCACGGCCACGCUCCAGAGGCCAGGCAGCCUGGCAGCUGGGUCCCGAGCCUCCUACAGCAGCCAGCAUGGCCACUUGGGGCCAGAGCUGCGGGCACUGCAGUCUCCAGAGCACCACAUAGACCCCAUUUAUGAGGAUCGUGUCUACCAGAAGCCCCCUAUGAGGAGCCUCAGCCAGAGCCAGGGGGAUACUCUGCCGCCAGCUCACACUGGCACCUACCGCACGAGCACAGCCCCAUCCUCCCCUGGUGUCGACUCCGGCCCCUUGCAGCGCACUGGCAGCCAGCAUGGCCCACAGAACGCCGCCGCCGCCACCUUCCAGAGAGCCAGCUAUGCUGCAGGCCCGGCCUCCAAUUACGCAGACCCCUACCGACAACUGCAGUAUUGUCCCUCCGUGGAGUCUCCAUACAGCAAAUCCGGCCCAGCCCUCCCACCCGAAGGCACCUUGGCCAAGUCUCCGUCUAUUGAUAGCAUUCAGAAGGAUCCCAGAGAGUUUGGGUGGAGAGACCCGGAGCUGCCUGAAGUGAUCCAGAUGUUGCAACAUCAGUUUCCCUCGGUGCAGUCCAAUGCCGCCGCCUACUUACAGCACCUCUGCUUCGGAGACAACAAGAUUAAAGCUGAGAUAAGGCGACAAGGGGGCAUCCAGCUCCUGGUGGAUCUGUUGGAUCACCGGAUGACGGAGGUGCACCGUAGUGCCUGUGGAGCUCUGCGGAACUUGGUGUAUGGAAAGGCCAAUGAUGAUAAUAAAAUCGCCCUGAAGAACUGCGGUGGCAUCCCAGCGCUGGUGCGGCUGCUCCGAAAGACUACAGACCUGGAGAUUCGGGAGCUGGUCACAGGCGUCCUUUGGAACCUCUCGUCAUGCGAUGCCCUCAAAAUGCCCAUCAUCCAGGACGCCCUGGCAGUGCUGACCAAUGCCGUGAUCAUCCCGCACUCUGGCUGGGAAAACUCGGCCCUGCAGGACGACCGGAAACUGCAGCUGCAUUCCUCGCAGGUGCUGCGCAAUGCUACCGGGUGCCUAAGGAACGUGAGUUCGGCCGGAGAGGAGGCCCGCCGGAGGAUGCGGGAGUGUGAUGGACUCACAGAUGCGCUGUUGUACGUGAUUCAGUCUGCUCUGGGGAGCAGCGAGAUCGACAGCAAGACCGUGGAGAACUGUGUGUGCAUCUUAAGGAACCUGUCGUACCGGCUGGCAGCAGAGACGACUCAGGGACAGCACAUGGGCACGGAUGAGCUGGACGGGCUGCUCUGUGGCGAGGCCAACGGCAAGGACUCAGAGAGUUCCGGGUGUUGGGGCAAGAAGAAGAAGAAAAAGAAAUCCCAGGACCAGUGGGAUGGAGUAGGACCUCUUCCAGACUGCGCAGAACCACCCAAAGGGAUCCAGAUGCUGUGGCACCCAUCUAUAGUCAAACCCUACCUCACGCUGCUCUCUGAGUGCUCAAACCCAGACACGCUCGAAGGGGCGGCGGGCGCCCUGCAGAACUUGGCUGCAGGGAGCUGGAAGUGGUCAGUGUACAUCCGAGCUGCUGUCCGGAAAGAGAAAGGGCUGCCCAUCCUCGUGGAGUUGCUGCGAAUAGACAACGACCGUGUGGUGUGUGCCGUGGCCACCGCCCUGCGGAACAUGGCCUUGGACGUCAGAAACAAGGAACUCAUCGGCAAAUACGCCAUGCGAGACCUUGUCCACAGGCUGCCAGGCGGGAACAACAGCACCACCUCGGCGAGCAAGGCCAUGUCGGAUGACACGGUGACCGCCGUCUGCUGUACCCUGCACGAGGUGAUCACCAAGAACAUGGAGAACGCCAAGGCCUUACGGGAUGCCGGUGGCAUCGAGAAGUUGGUCGGCAUCUCCAAAAGUAAAGGAGACAAACACUCUCCCAAAGUGGUCAAGGCAGCAUCUCAGGUCCUCAACAGCAUGUGGCAGUACCGCGAUCUGAGGAGUGUCUACAAAAAGAGAUGUAAUUUGUCCCUUUGGUUUCUUUCUUCAGCAAGUGCCCCAGCCUCACCUCGGGAAAUGAUCAGCCUCAAAGAGAGGAAAACAGACUAUGAAUCCACUGGCAGCAACACCACCUACCACGGGCCUAAAGGAGAACACACUUCCAGGAAAGACACCGUGACAGCUCAAAAUACUGGAAUCUCAACUUUGUAUAGAAAUUCCUAUGGCGCGCCCAAUGAAGACAUCAAACACAACCAGGUUUCUGCCCAGCCAGUCCCACAGGAGCCCAGCAGAAAAGAGUACGAGCCCUACCAGCCUUUCCAGAAUUCCACGAGAAAUUACGACGAGUCCUUCUUUGAGGACCAAGUCCACCAUCGCCCUCCCACCAGCGAGUAUACCAUGCACCUGGGACUCAAGUCCACCGGCAACUACGUCGACUUCUACUCGGCUGCCCGUCCCUACAGCGAACUGAACUAUGAGACGAGCCACUACCCUGCAUCCCCUGACUCGUGGGUGUGAGGCGCAAGGGGCUGGCAGGCUGCAGCGCCCCGGGAGCCAUGCAUGUGCAUGCAUAUCACCAGACAUUUCUUUUUUUCCCUGCAAAUUUAGUUUGUCAGAGCCUGUCCCGUAGGAAGGCGGUGAUAACCAGUAAGCUGAUCCGAUGAGCCAUCUGGAAGCGCUAGCUCCGUGAACUGGAAGUAGUUCACCCGGGAGUCCAUAGAGAGCAGCCAGUGAGCCGCGUCUGGCCAGGGCGGUCCAGUUUGAGCUGUAGGGAGUGGCACGUGCUUUAUGGUGGGUGUGGAGGCAGGGAGAGCAGGGGAGGCACAGGAGGUGGCUGGGGUGUUAAGCACAAGACACAGCAUCGUUUACACACUGUAGGGGGGACGGCUUCUCACACCUUGUUUGAUCUCUUCAUCUGUUGUGACUCUAGGCUUCCAGUUGCAUUGGGGUUCCUCUGUACAGCAAGAUGUUUCUUGCCUUUUGUUAAUGCAUCGUUGUAAAGUAUUUGAUGUACAUUACAGAUUAAAAGAGAGAAGUACAUUGUGUAUAUUA